AUGUUGGGUGAUGGGAAAACGAAGCUUACUGCAGCAUCUCCGAACGAAAUCACCUUGGUCACGGCCCGGAAGAGAGACGAGGACGUUGCGUUUAUGCCAGAAGGAGAAGGUGGAGUUACUACUGGAGAGGUGCUUGUCGUCGACGUCAAUGUUAAAGUGAGGGUGCUUGGUGAGACAACACCAGAGCUCGCAAGAGACAUCGAUGCAGUAGUGUCGGUCUGGAUGCUCAUAGUGCCAUCAAGUGAGGUUGGGCUGCCACGCAGAGAGCUAGAGCUGGGAUUGGAGCUCGUUAUGGUAUUCGACACCAACAGUGCAGAGGAAGACGUUGAGUUUCUGACGAUUGAAGACGAAGAGUUUGUACUAGGAAAUAGAGUGGGAAAUCCAGUCAAGAUAUCUGAGGCCAGCAUGCUGGUCAAAGGCGUACUCAAGGACUGCAAUGAUGAAGUAGAGCUCGGUGUAAGAAUUGGGUUGAGUGAAGAAGCAGACAGUGUAGAGAGUGACAAGGUAGAUCCUGUCGGUAGUGUGAUCGAGAUGCUGUUUGCACUGCUGGUCUGUGUUGGAGUUGAACUGAUUGGAACCGAGCUACCCGAUGUGAUACCGGAGUUUGUACCUAGCAAUGAGGUAAGAGUCCUUGAUGAUGUGCUUGAGGAACUCCCAGUACUGCUGGCCAGGCUAGGACUUGGAUUGGGUAGGUUCGAGGUGCUUGAAGAUGGGCCGGCAGGAGAAGAUGUUUCCGAGGAAGGUCUUGGAAGAGACACAGUGAAGCCAUCGCUCCGCGUGUAA
Alternaria postmessia is the source of this 783-nucleotide messenger RNA. RefSeq lists its product as uncharacterized. The coding region runs from base 1 to 783 and encodes 260 amino acids. The record is from RefSeq and is a predicted model, not a curated record. NCBI's taxonomy places the organism in Eukaryota, Fungi, Ascomycota, Dothideomycetes, Pleosporales, Pleosporaceae. The transcript has a single exon.